AUGGUUGGCAUAGAGAAGUUUGGGAAUGUCUAUUUUGUGUGGCUAACACAAAAUGUGUCAGAUAAAAUUGAUGAAGAUCCAACUAGUGGAAAGAUAAAAUGGGAACAAGGGAGGCUUAAUGGAGCUCCCAACAAGGUAGAGAAGAUAGUCCAUUUCUAUAUCGGAGAUGUGAUAACUAGCUUGCAUAAGCCAUCUGAUGUAUCUAGUGGUAGAAAGUGCAUUCUUAAUGGAAUGGUAAUGGGGAGCUCAGGGGCAUUUCUCCCGUUCACUUCUCGUGAUGAUGUUGACUUCUUUUCUCACCCAGAGAUGUAUAAGAGACAAGAACCCUCUUUCUUUAUUCUAACACAAGGAGAAAAGAAAUACGAAGAACGUGUUUAG
Molecule: messenger RNA, 378 nt
Organism: Hibiscus syriacus
Lineage: Eukaryota; Viridiplantae; Streptophyta; Magnoliopsida; Malvales; Malvaceae
Product: spliceosome-associated protein 130 A-like
Exons: 1
Coding region: 1-378 (125 amino acids)
Cellular component (GO): nucleus
Molecular function (GO): nucleic acid binding
Source: RefSeq, a predicted model, not a curated record